AACUUGGAUAAAGCCCGGCCAACCGAAUACGAUAAAACAAUCCGCCGGAAUCCGCCCCUUCCUUCGCUGCUCCGACUCGGAGAAUGAAAAUACGCAGUAACUGAUGCAGUGGUACUGAUACUCAUCCAAGGAGAAACCAAGAGAUCGUCGCAUCCCGACGGACCCUGGUACUGGCAGAAAAAAGAAUAAAUUCUCUUGCUUGAUUUUUGUUGGAUUUUUGCAUUGUGAUGGUGAGUGCAUUCGUCUUAUGGGCUCUGCCAAACAUUUCCGAAUCUCUACUAUCCUAUACUCUGCUGAAGAUAUAAAGAUAUAUACCCAGUGGCUACAGAAAGGGUACCAAAGGCAUGGGGUCUCGCCUACAGGUUGAAGGGGAUGGGUCGGUUCUUUUACGUGUAACGCAUUCUAACCUCAAGAGUUUCUCUGCUGAUGUUCGCUUUUCUCUUCAGAUGACCAUUGAAGCUGUAAAAGAGAAGCUCUGGAAGAAAACUGGUACUUCUGUUAAUUCAAUGUGCGUUGAGCUAUAUGAUGACAGCAGAACUAAAAUUUCAGAUCUGAGCGACAACUCAAGACCUCUUGGAUUUUAUUCCCCACAAGAUGGGUUUCGAUUGCAUGUUAUUGAUCUUGAUCCUUCGUCAGUAACAUCUGGUGGCUGGUUGGAAGACACUUCGCUGGUGGAGAAAUACAAAAUAUCGGAAGAAGACUAUGAUAAACGUGAUGCUACUUUUAGGAGGUUCAAAGAAAAGCUGGCCCAUCAAACUCCUCCUGCUCGUGAAACCAAAAUAUCAAACAAUUACAUGGAGGAACUAUGUGCAAACAUCAAGGUAGGAGAUAGAUGUCAAGUUGAACCAGGAGAGAAAAGGGGUGUUGUCAAAUUUGUUGGCAGAGCCGAGACUCUUGGACCUGGUUUCUGGAUAGGAAUCCAAUAUGAUGAACCAUUAGGGAAACAUGACGGCAUGGUUAAAGGAACAAGGUACUUUGAUUGCCCACCACUUCAUGGUGCAGUGGUCAGACCAGACAAAGUAAAGGUCGGUGACUACCCAGAACGAGAUCCCUUUGAGGAAGACGAAAUUUGAGUAAAAUGAUGGAGAAGGCACUUGGGUGAGUUCUGUUUCAACAAUAUUGUUUGUACCAUGGCAUUAACCAAAUUUGAAGGUUUUAGGUGAGAAGUUUAUGAAGAGAGUUUGAGAGUUGGAGUUUGGUUUGACUAAUACUCAAUUCAUAUAUGUUGAAAGAAUGAUGAUAAACAACUCCGGUUACAGACAGAGGCUUAUUGUAGAUGGGUCGAUCUUUUAUCAAAAUCCUCAUUUCUAAAAGA
Molecule: messenger RNA, 1315 nt
Organism: Diospyros lotus (date-plum)
Lineage: Eukaryota; Viridiplantae; Streptophyta; Magnoliopsida; Ericales; Ebenaceae
Product: tubulin-folding cofactor B-like
Exons: 10
Coding region: 345-1073 (242 amino acids)
Biological process (GO): cytoplasmic microtubule organization; tubulin complex assembly; post-chaperonin tubulin folding pathway
Cellular component (GO): cytoplasm; nucleus; microtubule plus-end
Molecular function (GO): microtubule plus-end binding; alpha-tubulin binding
Source: RefSeq, a predicted model, not a curated record